Messenger RNA from Oryctolagus cuniculus (rabbit), 660 nucleotides. NCBI's taxonomy places the organism in Eukaryota, Metazoa, Chordata, Mammalia, Lagomorpha, Leporidae. The record is from RefSeq and is a predicted model, not a curated record.
GUGUACUUUACGUGGGAGGAAUGGAAGAAAAUGAACAAUGCUCAGAAGAUCCUGUACAGAGAUGUGAUGCUGGAGACCUACAGCAGCCUGUUCUCCUUGGGGCACUGCAUUACCAAACCUGACUUGAUCUUCAAGUUGGAGCGAGGAGAAGAGCCAUGGAUGGUGGAUGAAUGCUUGAAUCAGAGCCUUUCAGUGGUCAUGAAAAGGGAUGACCUGAUUAGGAUCAACCAGGAAAGUCAGGACAAAAAUCUGAAUCAUGAUUUUAUGAAAAAUAACAAGACAUCAGCUCUCAAGAGAAUUGAAUUAAGAAAAACACUUAGUUUAAAUUCAAGCCAUGUUCCAACACUGAUUAUUAAAAAGGGAAUCUAUUCAGGAUUGAAGCCUGAGGAAUGCAAUAAAUGUCACACUGUGUAUCCCCCCAGUGGGCCUGAUCAACUACAGGCUGGAGAGAAAUUUGAUAACACUAAGAUACCUGGAAAAUCUCUCCAGUUCUGUGAGCCUCUUAGUCAGCUUGACAAUAUUCACAUCAUGAAGCAGCCAUUUGGACCCACUGGACAAGCAAAAGUCUUCACAAGAAAGAUGUUCUGUAAAUCUGAGAGGGUUCAUAUGGCAGAAAACCAUAAUAAGUCAACUGUCCACUUUUGGAAAAGCAACGCAAAU